Closterium sp. Naga37s-1 is the source of this 1461-nucleotide messenger RNA. The record is from the annotation of a GenBank genome assembly. Lineage: Eukaryota; Viridiplantae; Streptophyta; Zygnematophyceae; Desmidiales; Closteriaceae.
AUGACGGACCGCCCUGGUUUCGGGUUUCCGAUUCCUUUCGGCAGUGGUUUUGACACCGCCUCGCUUCGCGCCUCGCGUCCGAAACCGUCAUCUUCCCACCACCCGACCUCCGCUUCCCCGCCACCCCAUCUCCCCUGCUCGCCGACCGAUCUCCCGUGCAACCCGCCCGAGUUCCCGUUCCCGCGGCCCGAUCUCCCAUUUCUGCCGCCCAAUAUCCCCUUCUCGCCUCCUCUCGCCUCCCCGCGCGUGCUCCUCUCGCCUCUCAGCGCGUGCUCCUCUCCCCUCCCAGCGCGUGCUCCUCUCCCCUCCGCGUGCGUGCUCCUCUCCCCUCCGCGUGCGUGCUCCUCUCCCCUCCGCGUGCGUGCUCCUCUCGCCUCCCCGCGCGUGCUCCUCUCCCCUCCCCGUGCGUGCUCCUCUCGUCUCUCCGCGCGUGCUCCUCUCCCCUCCCCGCGCGUGCUCCUCUCCCCUCCGCGUGCGUGCUCCUCUCCCCUCCGCGUGCGUGCUCCUCUCCCCUCCGCGUGCGUGCUCCUCUCGCCUCCCCGCGCGUGCUCCUCUCCCCUCCCCGUGCGUGCUCCUCUCGCCUCCUCGCGCGGCAUCCCCCCUGCACGCCCUCAUUUCCCCCCCUGCACGCCCUCAUUUCCCCCCCUGCACGCCCUCAUUUCCCCCCCUGCACGCCCUCAUUUCCCCCCCUGCACGCCCUCAUUUCCCCCCCUGCAGGCUCUCAUUACCCCCCUUUUAUGCACCCGUUUCCCCUCUGCUCACUCUCUUUCACCCCUCACUCACGCGUUUUCCCCUCUGCUCACUCUCUUUCCCCCACACUCACCCUUUCUCCCCUCUGCCCACUCUGUUUCCCCCGUCACUCACCUUCUUACCGAAUUCUCACUUUUCAUUCACCCCUUUUUCCAAUCCCGCUUCCCCUUUUCCAUCUCUCCUUCAUGCCUCCCACCACCUCUCCCUGCCUUCCUUGCUUCUCUCCUUAUCUCCUUCAUGCCUCCCACCAUCUCGUUUUCCUUCUCAUCUCUUGUGGGCCACAUCACAAGGCCCGUCUGCCCUCUCACACUCUUCCUGCCAUUCUCACUCUCGCAAUCCUCACCGCCGUCCCUUCCUUCCUGUAACCAAUCUCCCCUCCCCCCUUUUCCCUUCCUUCCCUCCACUUCCUCCCCUUCCCUUCCUUCUCUCCCCAUCAUUCCCUCCCCUUCCUCCCCUCCCCUUCAUCCCCAUCCCUGCCCUUUCCUCCCUGCCCUUCCCUUCUCGACCCCGCCCUUCUACGUCACUCCUCGCCUUCUGCCCUCCAGUUCAUGUGCAUGUGCUGCCAUCACUUUUGCCCCAUACAUGCAUCUUAUUAACUCAUGUUUACUCGCUUGUAUUCCCUUUUCACCCUCCGUCCCUUCAAAUCUCCCCUCACUUACUACCCAUCUCCCUGCCUUUCCAUCACACCUCCCUGCCUUCUCAUGGAUUUGA